AUGAAGAUCCAUACUCUGGUUAUCUUUUUAGCCUUUGUGCAUUCUUCCUUUGUGAUGGGUGUGCCAUUGAAAAGACAAGACAAUUCAACAACAACAUACAAUCCCGAAGCCAAGGCAAUCAAGAUGAAUGGACCCCUUCCCAAGGGAACUGAUACCAUCUACACGCAAGCCAAAAAUGCCACCACGUAUCCAUCCAGCGUAGCCAAAGCCAUGUCUGAAGCGGCAGCAUCCAAUGAUGUACGCAUUGCAAGUGAAGCCGAGAUCCAAACAUUGACCUAUUAUACAACAUUGUCAGCAAACGUCUAUUGUCGUACGGUGAUCCCUCUUGGCCAAUGGGCUUGUCCUCACUGUGAUGCUGUAUCCGAUCUCAAAAUCACAAAGACCUUUACUACGUUGGUCACUGAUACCAAUGUUUUGGUGGCUGUUGGUAGCAAGGAAAAGACCAUUUACGUUGUUUUCCGUGGUACAAGUUCGAUCCGUAAUGCCAUUGAUGAUAUUGUCUUUGCACCGGUUGAUUAUCCACCCGUCAAUGGGGCCAAAGUGCACAAAGGUUUCCUCGAUAGUUACAAUGAAGUGCAAAAGGAUCUUGUCAAAGAAGUGGAAGCGCAGGUCGCUCAAUAUCCCGAUUAUAAACUUACAGUGACCGGCCAUUCAUUAGGUGGUGCUACAGCUGUGCUGUGUGCUCUUGAUCUCAAAGACCGUGGUCACGAUGUUUCGCUUUACACGCAAGGACAGCCUCGUGUGGGUACACCAGCUUUUGCCAACUACGUGGUGGGCACCAAGAUCCCCUAUCAGCGUCUUGUCCAUAAACGUGAUAUUGUGCCGCAUCUUCCUCCAGGUGCAUUUGGAUUCCUUCAUGCUGGUGAAGAAUUUUGGAUUGUCGAUGAUGAUCCAACUACUGUUCGUGUUUGCCCUAAUGGAAUCGAAACUGACGACUGCGCCAAUUCGAUUGUCCCAUUCACUAGCGCUCUUGAUCACUUAAGCUACUUGAACAUCAACACUGGCUUGUGUCUUUAA
Messenger RNA from Lichtheimia ornata, 1017 nucleotides. RefSeq lists its product as uncharacterized. Gene Ontology annotation, biological process: lipid metabolic process. The record is from RefSeq and is a predicted model, not a curated record. The transcript has 7 exons. Lineage: Eukaryota; Fungi; Mucoromycota; Mucoromycetes; Mucorales; Lichtheimiaceae. The coding region runs from base 1 to 1017 and encodes 338 amino acids.